AUGAAACCCACCUGGUGGCCCGGCGAGCAGCAUGAAGCCUUCACGGAAUGGGCUCUGUCGCAAGGUGUCAUUGCCAACGGUGUCAGUCCCGCACGAUUCCCAGGUAGAGGCCUAGGCAUGAUCGCCACGCGGCGCAUAGAAAAAGACGAGGCAAUCGUAACAGUGCCCCACGAAGCAAUGCUCACCCCCUCACGCAUUCCGUCCUCUUUCUCCAGCAGACUCCCCGAAGGCACCCCGACGCACGCACUGUACGCCGCCUAUCUCACCAACGGCGACAGCGCCGACCUCGAGCCCUACGACCUCUGGCGACGCACCUGGCCCACCCGCGCAGACUUCGAAGCAUGCAUGCCAAUCCUCUGGACUGAAGCGCCACCGCACGAGGAACUCCUCCCGCCCUCGAUCUCCGGCCAAUGGAGCACGAUCCCCCCGCAACGCUGCGCCCACGACUACGAAACCACCCACCAGAACCUCCUCGCACAGCAACAACAACGUCUGCGCCGGGACUGGGACAUUGUCAUUUCCGCAUUUCCAAACACGGAGUGGGAGCGGUUCUCAUAUCACUGGCUGAUCGUCAACACGAGGAGCUUUUACUAUCUGCUGCCCGGCCAGGAGGCGCCGGAGGAUCGGAACGAUGCGAUGGCCCUGCUGCCUUUUGCGGACUACUUCAAUCACUCGGAUGUAGCGUGUAAUGUCAAAUUCGAUGGGCAAAAUUAUGUCUUUCGGGCUGCUAAGGAGUAUGAUGAAGGCGAGGAGAUCUAUAUGAGUUACGGUCCUCAUCCGAAUGAUUUUCUGUUUACCGAAUAUGGGUUCUACCUGGAGGAGAACGAAUCUGAAACAUUAUAUCUCGAUACCAUUAUAUUCAAGGAUGUUGACCCCGCGUUGCAAGAGGAACUCGAGUUCCAUCAGUACCUGGGAAACUACCAAUUGACUGCCAGUGGCGUCUGCUAUCGGACUGAGAUAGCCGCUUCCAUGACGUAUAUGACGCUCAAGGACUGGCAGAAUCAUGUCCUCGGCUACUCGAUGAAAGGGGUGGACGAAGAGAAGUCGGCAAGCGUGAUCCGGAACUGGAUCAACACGUAUAUCGGUGAGGCAGACACGACGAUCCGCCAUCUGGAGAGUCUUCCAUCCGCCGGAGACGACCAGUUGCGGCCAGAAAUGGCCCAGAUGCUCCUCACACGGUGGAAACAGAUUAGACACAUCUGCCUUAGAGCUCUAGAUGCGAUUCCCUGCUAAAAUGUAGAUACAUAACUGAAAGGGUAUAUGGUACAUUGACUGGGGCCUGGGACUUCGUCCGGUCUAUUCGGAAUUUUUGAAAUCUUCGGAGUUUUUCCGGAACGCGGGGAACAUUCGAGGAGUUUGAGCGGUGGGAACAUCGAUGGGGAUGGCGGAGGCUUCCCUCUGCUUGAUCUCAUAUGAUUUUCCGAGAAUCAAAUGCUUGAUCAUGUAAUUCAUCGCAGGACUAAGACCAAGCUCUUCGCCCCUUCGCACGAUGUAGCCGUUCAGGUAUUCGAUCUCAGUUGUCCUGCG
Aspergillus homomorphus CBS 101889 is the source of this 1527-nucleotide messenger RNA. RefSeq lists its product as uncharacterized. The record is from RefSeq and is a predicted model, not a curated record. Gene Ontology annotation, molecular function: protein binding; protein-lysine N-methyltransferase activity. NCBI's taxonomy places the organism in Eukaryota, Fungi, Ascomycota, Eurotiomycetes, Eurotiales, Aspergillaceae. The transcript is spliced from 7 exons. Gene Ontology annotation, biological process: peptidyl-lysine trimethylation; peptidyl-lysine monomethylation. The coding region runs from base 1 to 1233 and encodes 410 amino acids.